Epinephelus lanceolatus (giant grouper) is the source of this 3507-nucleotide messenger RNA. It is a transcript of the gene mipa, whose product is annotated as major intrinsic protein of lens fiber a. Gene Ontology annotation, molecular function: water channel activity. The record is from RefSeq and is a predicted model, not a curated record. Gene Ontology annotation, biological process: transmembrane transport; water transport. Gene Ontology annotation, cellular component: plasma membrane. Lineage: Eukaryota; Metazoa; Chordata; Actinopteri; Perciformes; Serranidae.
AUGUCUGCAGGACAUGCUUAACGUUUGUCUAUCCAUGUUCUUCUACUAACAACCAGCGGGGUUGGCACAUAGAUGCACAGAGACUGGCGUAUUGCUCCACUCAGGAGCUCUCUAUGACAGAAAUCAGAAUUCAGAGCAGCAGAUUGUUCACAGUUGCAUGAGAGUUACAUGUUGAGCAGUUUACGUGUUGUUGCAUUUAGCUUUAGAGAGGCAAUUUCUGUUUGAGGGCGAUUUUUUUUUUGUCAUCUGCUCUGUGUUUUUUGGUUUGAAACACAGUGGUUAUUGUGGAGAAACAGCAUCUCCUCUUAGUUGAUUAGUUAGUUUUUCUGUUUUCAUCCCUCCAUUGCUUCGAGGUUGCUUUUUGACCCUUUGCCACCAUGUGGGAGUUCAGGUCCAUGUCUUUCUGGCGGGCUGUGUUCGCCGAGUUCUACGGCACCAUGUUCUUUGUAUUCUUUGGGCUGGGGGCAGCCCUCCGCUGGACCACCGGACCCCAUAAUGUCCUCCAUGUUGCCUUUUGCUUUGGGCUGGCGGCUGCCACCCUCAUCCAGUCCAUCGGCCACAUCAGCGGAGGACACAUCAACCCAGCUGUUACCUUUGCCUACCUGAUUGGCUCCCAGAUGUCCCUGUUCCGUGCCUUCUUCUACAUCAUGGCCCAGUGUCUGGGAGCACUGGCUGGUGCUGCCGUGCUCUACGGGGUCACGCCCAGCAACAUGAGAGGAAAUCUAGCGCUCAAUACGCUGCAGCCAGGCAUCAGCCUGGGCAUGGCCACCACCAUGGAGGUCUUCCUCACCCUGCAGCUCGUCGUCUGCAUCUUUGCUGUGACUGAUGAGAGGCGCAACGGACGCCUGGGAUCUGCCGCCCUGGCCAUUGGCUUCUCUGUGCUCAUGGGGCAUCUUCUUGGGAUGUACUACACUGGAGCAGGAAUGAACCCAGCCAGGUCCUUUGCCCCUGCUGUCCUGGUCAGGAAUUUCGUCAACCACUGGGUGUACUGGGUGGGACCCAUGAUUGGUGGCGCCAUGGGUGCUCUGCUGUAUGACUUCAUGCUGUUCCCCCGUGUCCGCGGACUCUCCGAGAGGCUCGCCACACUGAAGGGCACCCGGCCUCCAGAGGCUGAGGGCCAGCAGGAGAGCAGGGGAGAGCCCAUCGAGCUCAAGACACAGGCCCUAUAAGCCUGGAGAAGAAGAUUGGCUUUCUGACCCCCCCCAAUCCCUCACCCCUCAAUCUGCACCCUCAGAUCCCGGUCCAUCCUCAGCCCACUCAGCAUUUCUGAGCACAUACCUCCUCCCUGCUUCCGCACACGCUUAACAUGAUCCCCAAACACCUUUGUUAUCCUCGUUCUGCAUCCAGAACUGGACCUACCGAAUUAUAGUGAAGGGGCAUCCACAGCCCCGACCAUCUCGCCUGAUUUCACCUCUACCCAACCUUCCUCCUCCUCUUCCUCCUUCUCCUCCUCCUACUCCUCCUCCUCCCCCUUGGACUGCAGGACAAAGAUGGAGGGUUAGAAGAAGACUUGCCACUGAAGGAAGCACCCUGUGCCCUGUGGUGUGGGGAGUCAGUCACUCCUAGCUGACCAGGUGGCUAUAACUGCUCAGGACAGGGGCCUCUCUCGCUAUCUUUCUUUCAGUUUCUCUCUCUUUCUGUUUUUUCUCCCUAUUUCAUAGUCUGCUAGGAGUGAAGCUACAGUAGAGCAGUGGACUUCUGCAUGCUUUUCCAUUUUGAUCCGGUGUGAUCUCGCCCUUCGUCUCGUUAUGUUAAAUGAACUUUGGGUAAAUUACAUGUACGUAUUGUACUUUACCAGUAUUUAUUUGGCUCACAUUCUUUUUUUUUCAGUUGUACGUGUGUGUGUGUGUGUGUGUGUGUGUGUGUGUGUGGGUGUGUGCGUGUGUGCGCGCGUGUGAGUGUGAGUGAGAGAGAGAGUGGGUGGGUGUGCAUGCAUGUCUCUGUGCAUGUGUAUGCGUGUGUGUGCUUGUUUUAAUUGAUCAUUUUUAUUUUUCACUUUUCAUUGCCACAAUAUUUUGUCUGUACCAUGAUUUCUUUUUUAAUUUUACAAGCAUAUUUUAGGGAAAGAUGCAACCUUUCCCACGCCCUAACUGAUCCUGCAAAAGUUCAACAGAUUCCAUGUUUAGAUUGAUCCCCUUUUUAUAUCUAAUGAAAAUAACUUCUGCCUUCGAGUCUUGAAGCCAAAUUUACUCAGUUCAGAGUUUGUGUCUCAGCUAGUGAAGCACACACACAUUCAUAUUUAUAUUAAAAUAAACACAAAACACAAAACCAUCUGGUCUUUUCUGAGCUCAGUCUUCAAUGACGUUACAGUUACACUUGAAAUGGUUUAAUUGCCACCAAAUCUGUUGCUUUAUAAGUGGGAAAUCUGCACCACAUUUAGACAACUUAUACAGUGUUUGUGUUGGGUUACAUUUUAAAUGACUUCUGGCAUGAGCUUUGCUUUUAGAGCAGCGCUUAUCACAGAUUCAUGUACAGGUGUGUGAUAGUUGGUUUGCUUUUACUUUUGCGUGUCUGCCAUGGAAAAACAAAGAAAGCAAACCUGACAAGCUGUCAUGAGGAACACGAUUUUUUUUUUUUUUUUUUUUUUUUAGUUGAAUUGUGUUGUUUGACACGACUGAAGGGUCUUUGUUACAUCAACUCGAGGUUAGAAAAUGAAAGAGUGCAUGAGGUGUGGUGGCUUGUUGCUGGUGUUGGCAAACACCUGGUGCCUUCUCUUUUCUAUGCUGAGCUGGGCGGCUCUUUGGGAGUGAGAUAAUUUUAUUGGACAAGCCCCUCUCCGAUAUUUGGGAGAAGAGAGAAGGUCACUGCGAGGCGACUGAAAUCUUUAGUGUGUUUGUACAGGGUGAUAAAUGUACACCUUUAUUUUCAUACAACCUACACAAGAGAGAAUGAACUUUGAAGUUGAAGCUCUACAUUUGCCCGGCGUCCCCUCUCUCUUCCAUCCCUCCUUCAUUCACCCUACCUCCUCCCUUUGUUUACGAGGCAGCCAUCUUGUUCUGCUCUAAUGAGGGGACAUCUAAAGCUGCUGGGAUGGAGGGAAGGGGACAGGGCACGGAGAUAAGUUAGCAUUUUGACAAAUUUCACCCGAGCAGUUACCGAACCAGACAUGUAAGCUGAUUCUCUUUCUGCUUCCUCUACAUAACCUUUUUUUUCAGUGUGAUUUCCCUGGCAGUGGUUGAGUAGAAUUUACAUUUUAGUGACAUGUUGAAAAUUAGCAUUUGUGUUCUAAUGGAAAAGCUUUGUGAUGUACAGUGUAAAGUUUUCUUUUUUUAAAAAAUCAUUUCAUGAUUGUUGAAACUGGAUGGAUAGGAAAUAUAAUAUGCUAGUUAUGCAAUGUCUCCUCUUGGCUGAUGGAUUAUGGAAGUGAUGCCGAUUAUGUUAUACACCAAUAUGCUUUCAUUCAAUGGACAGCCUUUUUGGUACCAGGCAUACCUUCCCGAUCGCAAUGCCAUUGAUUUAUUAUUUUUAUAUGUCAAAAAAAUCCGAAAAUUCUUAUGUUUCCAAUCA